Drosophila serrata is the source of this 507-nucleotide messenger RNA. RefSeq lists its product as uncharacterized. Lineage: Eukaryota; Metazoa; Arthropoda; Insecta; Diptera; Drosophilidae. The record is from RefSeq and is a predicted model, not a curated record.
AUGUCAAUAAGAAGAAAUAAUUUUCAGAUUGCAACUAAAGUAGAGUUCACAAAUAUCAAAUGCACUUCUCUGGACCCUAAAUUCUUGGAAUUUCAAUAUUGUUAUCUAAAAUCGAUUAAUCGAAGCUACAAGUACAUUUCCCUAAAGACAAAACUUGCUAAUUUUCCAGUUCCAAAGCCAAGGGUAAAUAUUGAAUUGAUGAAGCGAUUCAGUGGCUACAAACCGUUCCUAUACAACGUCACUGUGGACGCCUGUUCAUUCUUGAAGAAUCCCAAAUCAAAUCCAAUUGCAUUGUAUCUUCAUGGGUUUUUUAAGAAUCACUCCAAUAUGAACCACACUUGUCCCUAUGAUCACGACAUAGACAUAGAUCGACUAUCUAUCAGCUCUUUGAACCGUCAUCUAACCGAAGUGUUGCCUUUCCCCAUAGGAGAUUACCUCUUUCAAUCGAACUGGAUAGCCGAUGGAAUAAAUCGUGCUAAUGUGAACAUGUAUUUUACGCUUUCUUGA